This is a messenger RNA of Emericellopsis cladophorae, 825 nucleotides long. RefSeq lists its product as uncharacterized. The record is from RefSeq and is a predicted model, not a curated record. Lineage: Eukaryota; Fungi; Ascomycota; Sordariomycetes; Hypocreales; Bionectriaceae. Bases 1 to 825 code for a protein of 274 amino acids. The transcript has a single exon.
AUGAGCCCAGCGAGCGCGCUUUCGCUGCUCGGGAAGAGGCUAGGAGAAGCCCCUGGGGACAAGGCCGCGGCCUUAAAGCUCGUUGCCCUUCUUGACUACAUCCCUCUCGCCAUCAGCCAGGUCGGAGCUCUGAUCGCGACUACAAAACGGAUAACACUCGAAAUUUGUCUAGAAAAACUCAGCGGUAGUUGUUGGAAGGACAUCACCAAGCUGCUGAGCCGCGAGUUCACCGAGCUGGGCCGCGACGUGUGGCAGUCUAACGCCGUGCUUGAGACCUUGAAGGAAUCGUUCAGGAAUAUCCAGCUUGAGCGACCGGGCGUGAUACGUCUAAUGAGUUUGAUAUGUCUCAUUCCAAGUGAGAACAUUCCCAAGUACCUCCUGAAACCACCUUACGCCAUAGACCUGGACGAAGUGGACGACGUGGCCCCCGUCCUCGACCAUGAUGGUCAGCUUGAAGACGACUUGGAUGUGCUACGGAGAUACCGAUUGAUCUCAGACGCUGAGGGAGCCGACGCCAUUGGAAUCUCACGUCUCGUGCGGCUCGCCUUGCACAACUGGCUCGUGGAGGCGAAGUACGAUCAGCACCAGAGGAAAUCCAUCGCGAUGAUGGAAACAGAGCAUCCCUCAAAAGACGACUCGACGCUUGAAGCUUCUGGAGUCAUGGCUGGCAUUGAAAAAAGCCAUUUCGAUACUAAGACCUCUCAACCGGGUGAUACCAACAUUGCUUCCGAGCCUUGCGGAAGGGAUGUACCAAGCGGAGGCAACCUACAGUCACAACAAGUCCUUGCAACCGUCAAACGGGGCUUCAUCUCCGGCAGCCGGUGA